Molecule: messenger RNA, 893 nt
Organism: Thalassophryne amazonica
Lineage: Eukaryota; Metazoa; Chordata; Actinopteri; Batrachoidiformes; Batrachoididae
Product: olfactory receptor 56A5-like
Exons: 2
Coding region: 84-893 (269 amino acids)
Biological process (GO): G protein-coupled receptor signaling pathway
Cellular component (GO): membrane
Molecular function (GO): olfactory receptor activity
Source: RefSeq, a predicted model, not a curated record
CAUCACGGUGUGUGUGUUUGGUUCCAGCUCUGUUCUCCUCUCAGUCAAAUUUUCUUUCUGUGACUUUCUCCAGGGUCGUCUCCAUGGAGAACCAGACUUUCAAUGCAGAUAUGCUGAAUAUUGAAGGGUUAAAGGUCAGCUCAGAGGCUUCCAUUCCUGUCUUCACCUUCCUCCUCCUCACCUACAUCUUCAUCAUGGUGUCCAACAUCAGUCUGAUCAUCCUGAUCUCCUUGGAGAAGAGCCUCCAUCAGCCCAUGUAUCUGCUCUUCUGUAAUAUGAUUGUUAACGAUAUUUUUGAAGCAACAAUCAUCAUUCCACCUUUACUGAGUCAGAUUUUUGUUCCCAUCAUGGAUCGUUACAUUCACUACGUAAACUGUGUCAUUCAGGCCUUUUUUGCUCAUUUUCAUGCAAGUGCUACUCACACUGUGCUCAUGAUCGGCCUCUCCAUCCGUCUGUCACGCUGCAGGCAGGUUAUCUUUAACCCGUACUGUGAAAAUGCCUCUUUGUUCAAACUGUCAUGCGAAAGUGUCCUCAUCAAUCAAAUCUACGGCCUCGGCUACACUGUGGUUCUGCUGGGCUCAUCUAUCGGCAGCAUCACACUCACCUACUUGAAAAUCGCAGCAGUGUGUUUAAGCCGGAAGAACAAAGUCCUGAACAGCCGGGCACUACAGACUUGUGCAUCUCACCUGACUUUGUAUCUCGUCUUGCUGGUGGUGGGUAUCGUUAACAUUACCCUGCAUCGUUUCCCAGACUUAUCGGACCAACAGAAGAUAGCUACCGUCAUGGUACACGUGAUCCCUCCUGCUCUUGAUCCUGUGAUUUAUGGGCUGCAAAUCCAAGUGGUCAGACAAAAAUUAAUAUCAUAUUUAAGAGUCCUGAAGGACAACAUGUAA